AUGACCACCCGGUCGCUACGCAUCGUCCGGAACGAGCUAGAGUUCUUGGUCGACACUUCUAUCAUUACUCCUUCGCAGCUCAACUCGAUUCUUUCGCAACUGCCCGACGAGGCCGACGCCCGCGCUGCCCUGGCUCGCCAGCAGCCGCGACAGACCUCACCAUUGCAGCCAGCGCCCCUGCCCGAACCUGUUCAGCCUGUUCCCACACAGCUCCCUCAGGCUCCAUACUCACCCCCUACUACACAAAUGUCCAAUACCUCGUUCAAUGAGAAGGCUCAGCUUCACAACCAAUAUGCCUCCCCGUCUCCGCAGCCCCCGCCCGCCUACCCUCAAGUCCCGCCUAUCCUCUCUCUCGCCACGGCCUUGUAUGCCUAUACCCCUACCGACGCCGGCGAUUUGGCGUUGUCGCCGAAUGAUCGCGUCCAGGUGAUCGAGCACAUGAACGACGACUGGUGGCGCGGUCGUAACGAGCGGACUGGCAUGGAGGGUAUCUUCCCCAGGGCCUACGUGAACGUCAUUGAUGAGAAGGCUGCGGCGGCCAUGCCUCCUCCUCAAUCCAGCUACGGAAACAUGCCCUUGGAUGUCAGCCAGAGUGGAUCUUCCGUGAACCCGAGCGACCCGGCUCAGAAGAGCAAGUUUGAACAGGGUGGCAAGAAAUUCGGCAAGAAGCUUGGCAAUGCUGCGAUUUUCGGCGCCGGUGCUUCUGUUGGCUCCAACAUUGUGAACAGCAUUUUCUAA
Molecule: messenger RNA, 738 nt
Organism: Penicillium cinerascens
Lineage: Eukaryota; Fungi; Ascomycota; Eurotiomycetes; Eurotiales; Aspergillaceae
Product: SH3 domain-containing protein
Exons: 4
Coding region: 1-738 (245 amino acids)
Biological process (GO): protein transport to vacuole involved in ubiquitin-dependent protein catabolic process via the multivesicular body sorting pathway
Cellular component (GO): ESCRT-0 complex
Molecular function (GO): protein binding
Source: RefSeq, a predicted model, not a curated record